GCUAUUUUUUUGUUUUAUGCGCCACUAGCCGUGUGAAAGUGUGUUACAAAUCAUAGUUAAAAUCUUAACACUGUUUGAAACCCACUUUCAGAGCUGUGAAACCUUUAUUCUAUUUGUGAAAACGAUGUACUAUAUGUUCAAGUGCCUGAAAGCAGAUUGGGGCAAUUGAGACACAACUUUGUUGGUUUUUUUUGUGCAAUAUUUUAUUGUUAACAGAGAGGAGCCAAAAUUCAAAGGUAAAUUUUCCUCACUGCUAAAAUUUUAUUUGAUUGAUUUGAUUUCCAAGGUCAUUUGAAUACCCCAUUAUUAUUAUUAUUAGGUUUUAUUUUCGAUUAGCUUUAAAUCUUAUAUUAAUAAAUCUUAAGAUGUGUAGACACAUAGUAUUCACAAAUCUUCAGGUUUGCAGAUUAAGUGAGGCCUUAGUUAUUGUUAUUGAGCCAAAACCGUAAGAUGAAUGUCAGAUAAUAUACAACAUUUACUGCUUUCAGAGCGCAGGAGGUCUGGCCAAGUACCAUAAGAAAGGCAUGUCUGAAAAGCUUAGCCGGCGUUGCACCUGCAUUGUGUGGUUGAUAUGGUUGAAAAACAGCCUGAUAUCGCUGAAACUGCUCUCUGUGUUUUGCCCAACAGCCCAAAGGUAAAGUUGGCACAAAGGGAAAGAAGCAGAUCUAUGAGGAAAACGAGGCGACUCUGAAGUUCUACACAAGAGUCAUCCUAGGAGCUAAUAUUCUGCUCAUCUCCACAGGCGAUAUACGCUGCAGUAAAUCUUUUGGUUUUCUACAGUUCGUCCACAUUUUGGACAUGGCUGCUGCUUGUGUUUGCACUAGCAGUGUAUGUAGGGAGUUACCGCUCCAUGUCGGCCAUGGCCAAGCCAGUGUUUGCUGAGGAUGGAAGUCUCUUGGAUGGAGGAAUAGACUUAAACAUGGAGCAGGGAAUGGCAGAGCACCUGAAGGACGUCAUACUGCUCACAGCCAUUGUACAAGUGCUCAGCGCAAUCACCUCUUAUUUCUGGUAUCUUUGGUUGCUGGCCCCAGCCCGUGCCCUGCACCUGCUGUGGGUGAACUUUUUGGGCCCCUGGUUUAUGGCAGAAAGCCCAUCAGCACCAGAGGAAGUGAAUGAGAAGAAGCAGAGAAGACAAGAGCGCAGACAGAUGAAGAGAUUCUGAUGCUGCAGAGCAGACGGAGCAGUAUUUUUAUACACAGAAUCUAAUAUACAGAUAGCAAAGAACUCAUAAGUUAUUCUGGAAGAAAUGUUUUUAUUAAGUUAAACUCAAUCCAAAUCUGAUACUGUGGAAUCUUGUUUUCCAUGUUUUCUUCCUGCUUUCUGUUGUAAUCCAAUUUUCUCCCUAAAUUAUGAAAUGAAAUGUUCCCUAUUUAGAUAAUGUCACGGUCGAAAUAUCAUUUGUCCUCAUGCAGAGAUUUAAGAGCUUUGCUGUUGCACAAUCCGUCACACUGCCCCCUGCAGAUGUCAUUUCAGUUACACCCUAUAUACCAUCACCCCAGUGAUGAAAACAAGUCCAAACUGAAUUUGUUCUCAGUGCCACUUUUUCAUGGAAUGUCCUUUAUUUUUCAAAGAUGUCUGUGAUGUAAAUUAAUUUAUCAGUGACCCUUCAUUACCGAGCUGAGUUGUUUUGUUUGCAAGCUAUUAAGUCUUAUAAAAUCAACUGUUCAUAAAGCAAGUUUUAAUAAGAGAAUGGGAACAUUUUUGCAAUAAAAUCUUCCUUCAGUGUGUGGAAUUUAUCAUACGUGUU
Xiphias gladius (swordfish) is the source of this 1747-nucleotide messenger RNA. RefSeq names its product transmembrane protein 208 (gene tmem208). The transcript has 5 exons. Gene Ontology annotation, biological process: vacuolar protein processing. The record is from RefSeq and is a predicted model, not a curated record. NCBI's taxonomy places the organism in Eukaryota, Metazoa, Chordata, Actinopteri, Istiophoriformes, Xiphiidae. The coding region runs from base 851 to 1162 and encodes 103 amino acids. Gene Ontology annotation, cellular component: intracellular membrane-bounded organelle.